GGUGAGUCCUGGCCGGGCCCUGGCGGGGGUGCUGGGGGACUGUCGGGCUCGGGAGGCCACGAGGCGACGGGACGGCGGGAAGCGGCUCUUCCCACGCGCUCCUCUGGCUGCGCAGCGGUCCCCGGGCUCUUGGCCGAAGCCCCUCGGGCCUGUGCCGGCCAGGUCAGCGUCUUGCCCGGCGGCCCGACCCUGAGCUGGGACGGGACGGAGCGGGCCUCCGGAUCGUCCCGGGUGUCCCCUCCCGGCCCUGGGAAGCGGGGUCGCAGCUGCCCUCUUACCUUGAGGAGAACAUUUUGUGAUGUUGGUGCCUCAGAGCCAUAACUAUGAGUGAAUUUCGGAUUCACCAUGAUGUCAAUGAACUGCUUAGCCUUCUGCGUGUCCACGGAGGAGAUGGGGCUGAGGUCUACAUUGACCUGCUUCAAAAGAACAGGACCCCAUACGUCACUACCACCGUCUCUGCUCACAGCGCCAAGGUUAAAAUUGCAGAGUUCUCUCGUACUCCAGAAGACUUUCUAAAGAAAUAUGAUGAACUGAAAUCUAAAAAUACGAGGAACCUUGACCCACUGGUGUACCUGCUGUCAAAGCUCACGGAAGACAGAGAGACUCUGCAGUACUUACAACAGAAUGCGAAAGAAAGAGCUGAGCUUGCAGCCGCCACUGUGGGCAGCAGUGCCACCAGCAUCAGCGUCCCUGCGGCGGCCUCCAAGAUCUCCAUGCAGGAGCUCGAGGAGCUGAGGAAGCAGCUUGGCAGCGUGGCCACGGGCUCCACACUGCAGCAGUCUCUGGAACUUAAAAGAAAGAUGCUUCGAGACAAGCAGAACAAAAACAAUUCAGGCCAGCACCUCCCGGUCUUCCCAGCGUGGGUGUACGAGAGACCUGCACUGAUAGGAGAUUUCCUGAUUGGCUCCGGCGUGAGCACAGACACGGCUUUGCCGAUAGGCACGCUGCCCCUAGCCUCGCAGGAGUCAGCCGUGGUGGAGGACCUGCUGUAUGUGCUGGUGGGCGUGGACGGGAGGCAUGUUACUGCUCAGCCCCUGGCCGGGAGGCAGAGCCGGACCUUCCUUGUGGACCCCAACCUGGACCUGUCCAUCAGGGAGCUGGUGAACAGGAUCCUGCCGGUGGCUGCCAGCUACUCCACUGUGACCAGGUUCAUCGAAGAGAAGUCUUCCUUUGAGUAUGGGCAGGUGAACCACGCCCUGGCAGCCGCCAUGCGCACCCUGGUCAAGGAGCACCUGAUUCUGGUGUCACAGCUGGAGCAGCUGCACAGGCAGGGCCUCCUGUCACUGCAGAAGCUCUGGUUCUACAUCCAGCCGGCCAUGCGCACCAUGGACAUCCUCGCCUCCCUUGCCACCUCAGUGGACAAAGGCGAGUGUCUUGGGGGAUCCACGCUGAGCCUGCUUCACGAUAGGAGCUUCAGCUACACUGGGGACAGCCAGGCGCAGGAGCUGUGCCUGUACCUGACCAAGGCGGCCAGUGCUCCCUACUUCGAGGUUCUGGAGAAGUGGAUCUACAGGGGCAUCAUCCAUGACCCGUACAGCGAGUUUAUGGUUGAGGAGCACGAGCUGCGGAAAGAGCGAAUCCAGGAGGAUUACAAUGACAAGUACUGGGACCAGCGGUACACCAUCGUGCAGCCACAGAUCCCGUCCUUCCUGCAGAAGAUGGCGGACAAGAUCCUCAGCACAGGCAAAUAUCUAAACGUGGUCAGAGAGUGUGGCCAUGACGUCACCUGCCCAGUGGCUAAAGAGAUCAUCUACACAUUAAAAGAGCGGGCGUACGUGGAGCAGAUCGAGAAGGCAUUUAACUACGCCAGCAAGGUGCUGCUGGACUUUCUGAUGGAGGAGAAGGAGCUGGUGGCACACCUCAGGUCCAUCAAGCGCUACUUCCUCAUGGACCAGGGGGACUUCUUCGUCCACUUCAUGGACCUCACGGAGGAGGAGCUCCGGAAGCCAGUGGAGGACAUCACGCCCCCCCGCCUGGAGGCGCUGCUGGAGCUGGCGCUGCGCAUGAGCACGGCCAACACCGACCCCUUCAAGGAUGACCUCAAGAUCGACCUGAUGCCUCACGACCUCAUCACUCAGCUCCUGCGCGUUCUGGCCAUCGAGACCAAGCAGGAGAAGGCGAUGGCGCAGGCCGACCCCACUGAGCUGACGCUGAGCGGCCUGGAGGCCUUCUCUUUCGACUACAUCGUCAAAUGGCCCCUUUCACUCAUCAUCAACAGGAAAGCCCUCACCCGAUACCAGAUGCUCUUCAGGCAUAUGUUCUACUGCAAGCACGUGGAGCGGCAGCUCUGCAGCGUCUGGAUCAGCAACAAGACAGCCAAGCAGCACUCACUGCACUCCGCCAAGUGGUGCGCUCCUCCUCUGCCCCCACCCCCGUGCGCCUGCAGGUUUGCUGGGGCUUUCACUCUGCGGCAGCGAAUGCUCAACUUCGUCCAGAAUAUUCAGUACUAUAUGAUGUUCGAAGUGAUGGAACCGACCUGGCACAUCCUGGAGAAAAACCUGAAAUCCGCCUCCAACAUUGACGAUGUGCUGGGCCACCACACGGGCUUCCUGGACACCUGCCUGAAGGACUGCAUGCUCACCAACCCCGAGCUGCUGAAGGUCUUCUCCAAGCUCAUGUCCGUGUGCGUCAUGUUCACCAACUGCAUGCAGAAAUUUACACAGAGCAUGAAACUGGACAGCGAGCUGGGUGGGCAGACGCUGGAGCAUGGCACCAUCCCAGGGCUGCCUGCAGGCGCUGAGGAGCGGGUGCGGAAGGAGCUCACCAGGAAGCACCUGGUGGAGCACGCCGACGCUACACAGCUCGUGUCCGGCUUCGAGGCCACCAUCAACAAGUUUGACAAGAACUUCUCAGCCCACCUGCUGGACCUCCUAGCCCGGCUGAGCAUCUACAGCACCAGUGACUGUGAGCACGGCAUGGCCAGCGUCAUCUCCAGGCUCGACUUCAACGGCUUCUACACGGAGCGCCUGGAGCGCCUGUCUGCGGAGAGGAGCCAGAAGGUCGUCCCCCAAGUGCCUGUCCCUCGGGGGCCCCCGGUUCCUGCGCCCAGGGUCGCGGUCACUGCACAGUGAGCCCUGGCUGCAAUAAGAAGAAAGGGCGUGGGGGUCAGCAGCUGCUGGGGUGCAAAUGGGUCCCAAAUGUUCAAAUGUAAAUGAUCUGUGUUCUGUGUGCAGUUUAAAUAUGAACAGAACGAUCGAUGUAGCUCA
Molecule: messenger RNA, 3206 nt
Organism: Callithrix jacchus (white-tufted-ear marmoset)
Lineage: Eukaryota; Metazoa; Chordata; Mammalia; Primates; Cebidae
Source: RefSeq, a predicted model, not a curated record